AUGACGAGCAGCAGGCGAGUGGUGGUGGACAUGCCCACCGGUGCCAGCUCCAGCUUGCCCCUCCAGAGGCACAGGGCGUCCUUUGGGGGAACAUGGUCAUCAUCCUCCCUGGAUAGCCCCCCAGCCUCCAGGACCAAUGCCAUGGGUGGUCUCGUCCGAGGACCCAGAGUCUAUGUAGGGAUGGUGCCCAGUGGGUACACAGGUGGCCUGGGCACCCGCGUGACACGCCGGGCCCUGGGCAUCAGCAGUGUUUUCCUGCAGGGCCUGCGGAGCUCAGGUCUGGCCACAGCACCAGCUCCAGGCCUGGAGAGGAACCUCGGUGCCGUUGAGGACCUGGGGGGUUGCCUGGUGGAAUACAUGGCCAAGGUUCAUGCCCUCGAGAACGUCAGCCAGGAGCUGGAGGCACAACUGCGCGUGCACCUGGAGAGCAAGGCCACACGCUCCGAAAGCUGGGGUGCCCUCAGGGCUUCCUGGGCCAGCAGCUGCCAACAGGUGGGCGAGGCGGUCUUGGAAAAUGCCCGGCUCAUGCUUCAGACAGAGAAUAUCCAGGCGGGUGCAGACGACUUUAAAGAGAGAUAUGAAAAUGAGCAGCCAUUUCGAAAGGCAGCAGAAGAGGAAAUUAACUCUCUGUAUAAAGUCAUCGAUGAGGCUAACUUGACAAAAAUGGAUCUGGAGAGUCAAAUAGAAAGCCUGAAAGAAGAACUUGGCUUUCUGUCAAGGGGCUAUGAGGAGGAUGUGAAAGUGCUGUACAAACAGCUGGCAGGGUCUGAGCUGGAACAAAUGGGUGUUCCCAUUGGCACUGGUCUGGACGACAUCCUCGAGACCAUCAGAAUCCACUGGGAGAGAGACGUGGAAAAGAACCGGGCGGAGGCAGGAGCCUUGCUCCAAGCCAAGCAACAGGCGGAAAUGGCCCGCAUGGCACAGACCCAGGAAGAGAAGCUGGCCGCCGCCCUCAGACUGGAGCUGCACAACACUUCGUGCCAGGUCCAGAGCCUCCAGGCUGAAACGGAAUCCUUGCGGGCCCUGAAACGAGGCCUGGAGAACACCCUGCACGACGCCAAGCACUGGCACGACAUCGAGCUGCAGAACCUGGGCGCCGUGGUGAGCAGGCUGGAGGCGGAGCUCAGGGAGACGCGCUCAGAGGCGGAGCAGCAGCAGCAGGCUCGAGAGCAUCUGCUGGCGCACAAAGCCCAGCUGCAGAGGGACGUGGCGUCCUACCACGCCCUGCUGGACAGGGAGGAGAGCUGCUAAUGAAGAAACUUCCUCUUUUCAUAAAGGAAUUGCUUCCUCCCUCACCAAGUGACCAGUGAAAUUCCUAGAGGAGUUCCUCCACACCCUCAUAGACUCCCACCACCUCCCUACCCUCCUGAGCUGGAUUCCCUGCUGGAUUCCCUGGUUGAUUCGGCUUAAUCUGAAAAGCAUCCUGGAAGUGGAGACGGUCCUUCUGCCUUAAUUUAAAUAGUCUGUAGCUUGAUCAACCUCCCUUGUGCCUCUCCAAAUAAAGGCUUUGUGUGUGGCUUCCAGUCUGCCCACCUUGCUCGGCCCACUGUCAGGUGGAAUGGAUAUCACAUUACCUGGCUGGCUUUUGCUCAUGGAGCCAUUCUUAAAGGCUUCUGCAAGGGUCCUUGAGCUUGACGCCAUCUGCCUCAUCAUCCAAGGGCCAGGCGCUCUUGGGUUUAUGGACAUAAACGCGCUGCUUAGGCAAGGCUUGUGCUCAUGGCAUGCCGGGUUGACCCAAUUUGGGGCAAAAAUAUCACUCUUGCUAGAGAGAGGAUUGGUGCGGUACUU
Molecule: messenger RNA, 1788 nt
Organism: Panthera uncia (snow leopard)
Lineage: Eukaryota; Metazoa; Chordata; Mammalia; Carnivora; Felidae
Gene: BFSP2
Product: beaded filament structural protein 2
Exons: 7
Coding region: 1-1251 (416 amino acids)
Biological process (GO): intermediate filament organization
Cellular component (GO): intermediate filament
Molecular function (GO): structural molecule activity
Source: RefSeq, a predicted model, not a curated record